Molecule: messenger RNA, 479 nt
Organism: Megalobrama amblycephala (Wuchang bream)
Lineage: Eukaryota; Metazoa; Chordata; Actinopteri; Cypriniformes; Xenocyprididae
Product: voltage-dependent T-type calcium channel subunit alpha-1H-like
Exons: 1
Coding region: 141-479 (112 amino acids)
Source: RefSeq, a predicted model, not a curated record
CACAUGACUGUUAUUUACUAGCGAUAUUUACUACUAGUUCGUAUAAAGGAAUAUUUGUUAAAUUGGCUUGCCAUACAGUCAUUGUUCGCUUGACAUAUUUGUUCUUUUAACUGUAGGAUUCCAUUGUCAGACGCUUUAUCAUGACUGAUGGUGAGGGGAGAGAACACUUUCUUUACUUGGAGAGAGGAGAGGUAAGUGUUCCCAUUUCAGCCCUGUACCGGGCGCCCUGUUCCAGUGAAGAGAUCAGCGAUGAGGAGGAAAAGAGCAGCACAUGGAUCCCGGUCCAUGAGAGCUCUCAGGCACAGGGGUCUGGGGCCCGGGACCCCACUCCAGAUUUGGUCUCCGAUGAGGAGGAGAAGCCCCCCUACCCGAUGCUUGCGCCUGUGGUGUUCUUCUGCAUCAAACAGACCACUCGUCCACGUAGCUGGUGUGUCAGGAUGGUUUUCAACCCAUAUCCUUUAACUAAUAUUUUCAUCUGA